AUGUUCCCACCAGGCCUCAUGCCACAACACUGUGCCCACUUCGAAGACAGAGACAUAGUUAGACUAGGACACCUCUAUCCCAACGGCAAGCUCCUACAAUACACGAAAAUCCCCAACCCUGAAUCCCUAACCACCUACGACUACUUCCGAUACCUCCAACUCCGAAGCUUCGCAGCAAUGGACACGGUUCGCACGGCAGCCACCUCGACCCUGACUGGGUUCGAGAGGGACACCCUCCGCUCACUCGCCAGAAAGAGCCAAAUAUCAAACCUAUACAUAGCAUUAACCACACACCACACUCAGGUGGCCCUCCCAUACAUCGCAGCAUGGGAGGAUGACCUGGGACCAUGGGCGUAG
Messenger RNA from Pelobates cultripes (western spadefoot toad), 357 nucleotides. The record is from the annotation of a GenBank genome assembly. NCBI's taxonomy places the organism in Eukaryota, Metazoa, Chordata, Amphibia, Anura, Pelobatidae.